AUGGCUCAGACAAUUGGCACUUCAACGCGUGCCUUGCACGCGGAUGAUACGCUGAACGUUGUUUCUGAUGUCGCCCCUCCUAUGCAUCUAUCUACUACUUUCCGUUACUCUGAUGAUCCCGCCGACUUAUUCCCAGUGACUGAUCUUAGCAAUACCGGAUCCGCUCCGACUUCCCACAUCUACUCCCGUGCCUCGGCGCCUAAUCCUACUCGCUUCGAAACUAUUCUCUCAGCCCUGCUUAAUGGAACCGCAAUCAGCUACUCCUCCGGUCUUUCCGCCCUUCAUGCUGCCCUGACUCUGCUUAAUCCUCGCCGUAUCUCCGUCGGCGAAGGCUAUCACGGCUGUCAUGGCGUGAUCGCCCUCUUCACCCGUCUCACGGGCCUCCAGAAACUUCCUCUCGACUGCACUGCGGAUCAACUCGAAGCUGGCGAUAUAAUUCUCCUGGAAACACCACUUAACCCGAAGGGCACCGCAUACGAUAUUGCCUCCUAUGCCAAAAAGGCGCACUCCCGCGGCGCGUAUAUCAUUGUUGACGGUACAUUUGGCCCGCCGGGCCUACAAGACCCCUUCCUCUGGGGUGCCGACAUUGUUAUGCACUCCGGCUCUAAAUACUUUGGCGGCCAUAGUGACAUCCUCUGCGGUGUUCUCGCAACCCAGAACAAGGAAUGGUCCAAGCAACUUUUCAAUGACCGUGUCUUCCUCGGUAGCGUAAUGGGAAACAUGGAAUCAUGGCUCGGCGUCCGCUCCCUCCGCACACUGGAAGUCCGUGUCCAGCGCCAAAGUGAGAAUACAACUCGACUCGUUCAAUGGCUUGACUCUGCUUUGCAUGCUCCCAAUCCUGCACCCGGUAGUGACGAAGAAGCUGUUCAGGCCGUGCUGGGGGAGAUCUUCCAUGCUAGUUUGCAACAAGAUAAGGGUGAUUGGUUGGCGAAGCAGAUGCCUAAUGGAUUUGGUCCUGUGUUUUCCAUUUGCAUGAAAGAGGAGGAGCUCUCCAAGGUCCUUCCGUCGAAACUGCACUACUUCCAGCAUGCUACUAGUCUUGGUGGUGUGGAAUCGCUUAUUGAGUGGCGUACCAUGUCGGAUGCCAGUGUUGAUCGGCGGUUGCUCAGGAUUAGUAUUGGAUUGGAGAAUUGGGAGGAUUUAAAGAAUGAUCUUGUGAAGGCCUUUAAGGUGUUGGCCGCUUGA
Molecule: messenger RNA, 1185 nt
Organism: Penicillium verhagenii
Lineage: Eukaryota; Fungi; Ascomycota; Eurotiomycetes; Eurotiales; Aspergillaceae
Product: cystathionine gamma-synthase
Exons: 2
Coding region: 1-1185 (394 amino acids)
Biological process (GO): transsulfuration
Cellular component (GO): cytoplasm
Molecular function (GO): pyridoxal phosphate binding; carbon-sulfur lyase activity
Source: RefSeq, a predicted model, not a curated record